UUAUUUAAUUUAACUUGUGCCUAAAUUUCACUCCCCCUUUUUUCUCAAUACACACACACAACACACACAAAACCCUUUUUCCUUUUCCCAUCCUCUUCAUAUCCACACCAUAUUAUUCUCUCAUAUAUACACACACAUGCUUUAUUUCUGAAUAUCUCUCCCAAAGAGUGAGUAAUAACUGAGAGAAAAAAUACAAUCAAAGAGAAUAAUAUUAAUAAUAAUAAUAUGUGUGACUCGGGCGACCUGGUCCUCACCACCGACCCGAAACCCCGGCUGAGGUGGACAGCCGAGCUACACCAACGCUUUGUAGAUGCCGUUAACCACCUCGGAGGCCCAGACAAGGCGACGCCGAAAACUAUCAUGAAUGUUAUGGAAGUGAAGGGCCUCACGCUCUACCAUCUCAAGAGCCACCUUCAGAAAUUUCGGCUUGGAAAGCAGCCGCACAAGGAUUUCCAUAACCAUUCGAUGAAAGAUGGUGAGAUAGCUGUGUCUUAUGAGCUCCAACGAAAGAAUCAAUCGGCACCUGGAUUGCUCGGCCCUAGCAUGAACGAGAUACAAAUGGAGGUCAACCGGAGGCUCCAUGAGCAACUUGAGGUCCAAAGACACCUCCAACUGAAAAUUGAAGCCCACGGUAAAUACAUGCAAACAAUCCUCAAGAAGGCCUGCCAAACACUCUCCAACAAUAACAUGACUGUCGGUUUCAACAACGCCCACAGUCUCGGGCCCGGGCCUGGGCCCGACAUCUUGGUCAUGAACCGAGAAUCUGGGCCGUCCGUGAAUUUUCCAUCUCUUCAAGACCCCAAUAAUAAUAAUAAUAAUAAUAAUUUCUUUACCAAGAAAAGGCCCAGGCCAUACACCAACAGCACUAAUUGUGGAAUGGGCAGAAGCCCAUCAUUCAUCUGGUCCGAUGAUCUGAGGAUGCAAGACUCGCUGGCGGGAGAUUCGUGCUCAGACGACCACAAAAUCCAAAUUGGGCCUUUAUCAGUCGACUUAAGGCCCAAUGAUCAUAUUGGUGGGCCUAUAACUUUGUUGGGAGAUAAUUUGAUUGGGGAGAAUAAGAAGUUUGAUGUUUCGCCAUUUCAGACGGCCAUUAGCGCCGGUGGUAUGCCGCAAGGGAGGAGCUCGGCUUUUGGGUGA
Messenger RNA from Striga asiatica, 1137 nucleotides. NCBI's taxonomy places the organism in Eukaryota, Viridiplantae, Streptophyta, Magnoliopsida, Lamiales, Orobanchaceae. The record is from the annotation of a GenBank genome assembly.